UAUGAGAUCUGCGAGCUCAUCCGCAACGCUGACGACGACGUCGACUUGAGCCUGUAUCAUCGGAUUGCAAUCAAGGCGAAGGCCGUUCAAGUUGGCGACGACUUGAUUUACAUCUACAAAAAGUUCGGCCAAAUGGCAGGCGCCAAUGGGUCGUCGUCGGGAGACGAGGGACUCGGCUUGUCCUCGGUGAUAGGUCCCCACGAGCGCACCGCAUCGGUCUACACGCAAGGGCUGUGCGCGCUGCACGACAUACCGCACAUCGUCAUCGGGCGCGGGAGCAGGUCGACGCCCGGUCCCGUGAAACCGAUCAAUCUCUACCCGGACCCGAACGCGCUCGCCGCCGUCUACGCGCAGAUGAUAAAAAAGUUUCAAUGGAAAUCUUUCUCGAUAUUGUACGGCGACACGGACGACCUGAUAGCCCUCCGGGACGUCCUGAAAGUCUAUCCGAUGCGUCCCCCGUACACCCACGACAUUCGAGCUUUCAAAUUAGGCAGCGGACCAAAUUUUAGUGAGCCACUACUGGCUGCAAAAUCGUCUGGUCACAAGAAUUUUCUCCUGAACUGCGACUACCACAUGCUCGUCAGCGUCAUGAGACAAGCGCAAGAAGUUGGCUUAAUGUGCUGUUCUUACAAAUACUUGGUUGCCUCCUUGGAUCUGCAGACGAUCGACUUAUGGCCAUUCCAGCACACCGGAGCCAACAUCAGUGGUUUGCGGUUAGUCGAUCCGGACGAUCCAUUUGUCUCGAACUUCGUCGGCACGCAUUUGCACGACUUCGAAAUAGAGUCGGUGGACAAACUACGUGUCGAGGACGCUCUGAUGUUCGACGCCGUUGCGCUGUUCGCACAGGGCUACAAGGACUUGGCUUACGCCAAUCCGAUCGGCCGCGGCGGCGCCAAGCUGCCCGAGGAUUACAGUCAGGCUCGUCCUUGGCCAGAGGGACUCAGUCUUCGGAAUUACAUCCUGUCCAGCAAGUUGAACGGCUUGACCGGGCCGCUGAUGUUCGACGCGGAUGGACUGCGCAGGAAUUUCAAGCUCGACGUGUUGAAUCUUCAUCACACUGGCUUGGCGAAGGUCGGCACCUGGCAUCCCGAUCGAGGCUUCGACGGAUUGAGUCUCGCCAACGAAGUCACACAGGAACACUUCCGAAUCCUCAUAACCAUCAACCCGCCGUACGCGCAGAAAGUGAAUCACUCGAAAAUGUUGACGGGCAACGCCCGUUACGAGGGCUUCGUCAUCGACAUCAUCAAGGCCAUCGCCAAGGAUCUGAAUUUCAACUACACGUUCUACGUGCAAGACGACGGGGACAACGGGAAAUGCUCGAAAGACAACAGCACGAAGCAGUGCACGUGCGGUGGCAUGAUGGCCAAGCUGCUCGAAAACGAGAUGGACAUGGCGAUCACGGACCUGACCAUCACGGAAAACCGCGCCCAGUGCAUACGCUUCUCCACGGUCUUCAUGAACCUAGGCAUGAGCAUUCUGUACAAGAAGCCGCAGAAGGCGGCGCCCACGUGGUACUCGUUCUUCCUGCCCUUCAACAGCGUCGUCUGGAUGUGCCUGGCUCUCGCCUGGGUCGUGGUCUCGGUUCUCUUCUACGUCCUCGGUCGGCUCAGUCCGCCCGAAUGGACCAACCCCUAUCCCUGCAUCGACGAGCCCGAAGAGCUGGAGAAUCAAUUUUCCAUCGACAAUGCCUUUUGGUUCACCAUUGGGGCUCUCAUGCAGCAGGGCUCGGAGCUGGCGCCGAUAGGAAUAUCGACGAGAUGCCUAGCGGGAUGGUGGUGGUUCUUCUGCUUGAUCAUCGCCAAUACCUACACCGCUAACUUGGCCGCUUUCCUGACCAUCGAGACACCCGAAGUGAUCGUUCGCGACAUUCGAGACCUGUACAAUCAAACGAAAAUCAAAUACGGAGCCAAAUUAGGCGGCGCCACUUUCAAGUACUUCGAGAGCGCGACCGACCCCGAGAAUCGGCAGAUCUACGAGAAUAUGAUGGAUCCGGAAUGGGCCUCCAAGUGGAUGGUAGAUAAGAAUGAAAAAGGAGUCGAGCUAGUUGCAAACGAAGAGAACGAUUAUGCUUUCUUCACGGAGUCACCGACCAUCGAGUACUUCCAACAUCGAAUCUGUAAUAUCGAGCAAGCGGGUGGUUUGAUCGAUCAAAAGGCUUAUGCCAUCGGUUACUCCUCGAAUUUCAAAUAUACAAUGGAAGUCGAUAAAGUAAUGUCCAUGCUCAACGAGAACUCGGUGGUCAAGAACUUGUACAAAAAGUGGUGGACUGAGAAAGGCGCUGUUUGUACUGACGAUAACUCGAACCUUCCCACGCCGAUGACUCUAACCCAACUGAUUGGUGUUUUCUACGUAUUAGGAGGUGGCAUUGUGGUGUCCUUUGCAGUCGUAUUUUACGAGUUCACUUCUAACGUUCUUUCUGUUUCAAAAAUAAAUGAGGCAAGCAAACUAUUGCCUUAUUGUUCAAUUCAUAAAAAAAUCAACAAUCAUCGUACAUCGUCGUUAUUACAGGUCGCUUUUAAGAACACGUUCUGGGACGAGGUGAAUUUUAUAAGAGGAUCAAAAUCUAUCAAACCAGUACUAAAAAAACAGAAAUCCUUAGAGAACAACCAUUCUUGCAGUUAGACAAUAUCUACUCGGAUGCAUUCGUGAUAAAUGCAAACUUUCUUGUUACUUGUUAUAUUUUAUUUACUUUUAUACGAAAUUAUCAAUUCAAGUCCGAUUACAUAAUUUUCUUGCCGAAACAAACACAUCGCGAAUAAGAUCAUGUAAAAGCUCUCAUUUGUGAGUGUCUUAAGAAUAAAACGUGUGAGCUUUCACUGAUCGUUUCCUUUUGUAUUGCCCAACCAUCUUCACACUUUUCGAUCUCUUAGAUUUUUCGAGAAAAAAAAUGUAUUAUUCGUAAAUAUAUUCAAUACAGAUAUUUACAAUAAUCAAUCAAGAUUUAUACAUUUUCUAACGAUUAUUUACAAGUAUGUAAGUUAAGCUAAAGUGCUUCUCUCGGUUGCACCUGUAAUCGUUGUUACAAAAAUACGCUACAAGUAUAUAAACAAAAUAAAUAUCAGAUAUGCGCGAUAUUAAAAUGGCGAAAACUAUGCUUGUGUGUGUGUGUGUGUGUGUGUGUGUGUGUGUGUGUGUGUGUGUGUGUGUGUGUGUGUGUGUGUGUGUGUGUGUGUGU
This is a messenger RNA of Phymastichus coffea, 3175 nucleotides long. RefSeq names its product glutamate receptor ionotropic, kainate 2-like. The coding region runs from base 133 to 2622 and encodes 829 amino acids. Gene Ontology annotation, cellular component: plasma membrane; postsynaptic membrane. The record is from RefSeq and is a predicted model, not a curated record. NCBI's taxonomy places the organism in Eukaryota, Metazoa, Arthropoda, Insecta, Hymenoptera, Eulophidae. Gene Ontology annotation, molecular function: glutamate-gated receptor activity; transmitter-gated monoatomic ion channel activity involved in regulation of postsynaptic membrane potential. Gene Ontology annotation, biological process: synaptic transmission, glutamatergic; modulation of chemical synaptic transmission; monoatomic ion transport. The transcript has 13 exons.